GGGUUUAUAUCUCUCUCUGGGUUCGUGGGUGCUCUCUCUCUCUCUCUCACAAGCUAUUGCAAAUACGAUGAAAGAAACAGUGGUCUUGUACCCAUCUCCAGGCAUAGGUCAUCUCGUAUCGAUGGUGGAGCUCGGUAAGCGUCUUCUUCUUCUUCUCAAUGACACCUCCUUCUCCAUUACCAUCCUCAUCAGCCAUGCCCCUUAUAACACUGGUGCCACCAACCCUUACAUCCGUCGCGUUUCAUCAACCCAUCCCUCCAUCUCCUUCCACCACCUCCCUCCCGUCUCCAUCCCUCCUCUCCACUCCUUGUCUUCUCCCCACCAAGAAGCCCUUGCUUUCCGCUUCCUCCGUUUCAACAACACCCAUCUCCGUCAAGCCCUUCUCUCCAUUUCCCAAUCUUCCCCCAUCCGCGCUCUUAUCUUCGACUUCUUCUGCGCCGUUUCCCUCGAAGCCAUCCCUGACCUCCAUUUCCCUACCUACUUCUUCUUCACCUCCGGCGUUUCUGUCCUUGCUUUCUUUCUCCAUUUGCCCACAGUUCACCGCCUCACCUCUGCCAGCUUCAAAGACCUCAAAGACACCCCUCUACAUUUCCCGGGCCUUCCUCCCAUACCCGCUUCCGAGAUGCCCCUACCCAUGCUCGACCGAAGCGAUGAGGCAUAUGAUGGAUUUCUCUAUAUAGCCCAGAGCAUGACCAAGGUGAACGGGAUCAUAGUCAACUCAUUCGAGGAGCUCGAGCCACAGGCAAAGGAAGCGAUCUCCGCCGGUGCUUGUGUACCCGACGGCCCAACACCUCCCAUUUACUGCAUUGGACCGUUGAUUGCAUCGGACGGACAAGGAGAAGGAGAAGGAGAAGGAAGACGAAAUGGUGGUGGGGCUGAUGAGUGCUUGUGGUGGCUCGACUCGCAGCCGAGCCAGAGUGUUGUUUUCCUGUCUUUUGGGAGCAUGGGGCUCUUCUCGGAGGCGCAGCUGAUAGAAAUUGCGGUUGGGUUGGAGAAGAGCGGGGUUAGGUUCCUCUGGGUAGUGCGCAGUCCACCCUCGUCAGACAAGUCCAGGCGCUUUAUAGCACCUCCAGAUCCUGACUUGGAAUCUUUGUUGCCACGAGGUUUCAUGGAACGGACGAGAGAGAGGGGAAAGGUGGUGAAGUCGUGGGCACCGCAAGUGGCGAUCCUGAAACACGAAUCUGUAGGAGGGUUCGUGAGUCAUUGCGGGUGGAACUCGGUUCUGGAAUCGGUGUGUGGUGGUGUACCAAUGGUGGCAUGGCCUCUCUACGCUGAGCAGAGGAUGAAUAAGGUGUUUAUGGUUGAGGAAAUGAAGGUAGCCCUUCCAAUGGAUGAGGACGACAAUGGGUUUGUGAGUUCGGCGGAGGUGGAGAGACGUGUUAGAGAGUUGAUGGAAUUGGAACAAGGUAAGGUAGUUAGAGAGAGGACGCUGGCCAUGCAAGACGCGGCGCUUGCUGCUUUCAGAGACGGCGGGUCAUCGUACGCCACGCUCACUCACUUGGCUCAGUUAUGGAAUUAAAAUCCUUCAAACCAUUGAAAUAACAUGUAUUACGCUAUCUUUAUUUACCUGUCGUUAUAUAUUAUAUUAAAUAAAUAAAUAAUCAGUUGGACGUCUAACAAUUUUCAUUUUCACUAAUUUGGAUUAAUAAUAAUGAAUACAAGGGAGAGAGCAGUUAUUUGAU
Molecule: messenger RNA, 1682 nt
Organism: Magnolia sinica
Lineage: Eukaryota; Viridiplantae; Streptophyta; Magnoliopsida; Magnoliales; Magnoliaceae
Product: UDP-glycosyltransferase 88A1-like
Exons: 1
Coding region: 68-1519 (483 amino acids)
Molecular function (GO): UDP-glycosyltransferase activity
Source: RefSeq, a predicted model, not a curated record